CCAGCAUCGUGAGAUAGUAGAUUAUAUACAUAUAGUAGAAUAUAGAGAGUAGUAUAUAUUUUCAGGAGACCCGAUAUUAUGUGUCUAGAAUACUAGUUUUGUAAAGUUAUAUUAUUGGUGUCGUGUCUUAUGUAGUGUUAGCUUAUGAAGUAAAAAAUGAUUUAAUCCAAUAAAGAUAUUGGAUUAAGAUAUUGUCAGUUUUUAAUAAAAUAUACUACAUUAAUGUUAUAGUAUAUUUUAAUAUAUCUUUACAUAUGUUAGAAAAUGUACGAUAAAAUAUUAUUUGGUGUAUAGUGACAUUAAUUUGAUAUAGUUUAUGUAUACAAAUUUAUUAUUUAUAUUUUUAAAUACAAUUGUUUUAAUCUCAGCUCACCACUGACAAUGAAGGUGGCGUACACCUGGUUCAUAUAUUCAUGUUUAUUUUUCGAAUCUGGCAUUUUGUGCGACAGAAAACUCGAAAGACGACAGGCCGUAUCAUCUUGCUCAGUAGACACAGAUGAUAAGUUUUUUUGUUCAAGUGGACCAUGUAUCGAAUGGUCGUGGGUUUGUGAUGGUCGUAAGGAUUGUUCAGAUGGUUCAGACGAGACCAAAGAGUUGUGUGCUCGAUAUGAGUAUGGAACGAAUAUGACCACAAGUUGCGGUAGAGUGUAUGUCAAUAACGAUGAGUUGAUCGAUAAUGAUAAAAAAUCAAUUGUUGGUACGUUACCUUGGAAGGUCGGAAUAUUCCAAUUAAAUAAAGACAAUUCCAAAUAUAACUUGACAUGUACAGGAUCAAUUAUUGCCCCAAACGUAGUAAUUUCUGCGGCUCAAUGUUUUGUGCAAAGAGGUCUGUCUAAUCAAAUAUCAAUAAUCGAUCGUCCAGUCAUUGUUGUUGUUGGAAAUUAUAAUAGAAAUAUCAUAACAAUGGUUGACAAUGAUUUUACACAAAUAAUGGAAGUGGAAACGUUUUACAUAAAAGACAGUUAUCUUGAUUUUAAUGGGUUAUAUGCUGAAGAUAUCGCUAUUAUUAUAUUAGCGAACAAAGUUUCUUUUAAUAAUAAUAUUGCACCUGUUUGUAUCGAUUGGUAUAGUAUAUACCAUAUAAGGAAUGGAGAUGAAGGAAAGGUUGUUCUUGGAGGCUCGAAGAAUGGCACAAGAACAACUAGUGUUCUAUUAGAAUCAUCUUUACCUUUCAUCGACCAUAGUACUUGUCGAAAAAUGAAUAUAGACGGAUUUAAUCAAUUUGUGACUUUUGAUAAAUUUUGUACCCAUAAUAAAUUAGGACAAAGAAUGCUUAAUGAAAAUGCCGGAUCAGGCAUAAGCUUCUUACACUUAAAAUCUUAUUAUAUAACUGGGAUUCUGAGUAUCUCCAAUAAUUUAAAAAACGAUACAGUUAUAGGAUUUACUGACAUUAAAUACCAUGUUCAAUGGAUUCGUGUAGUUUUAAACAAACAUUUUAUAGCGAAUUCAUGCGUUUUACCAACUGUCGAAGGAGUUGUAUAUUCUUAUGAAGGUUCUAAUGAAAUUUUAUCUCACGGGACAUUAAUUAAUCAUAAUCAAACUAUUAUUGAAAAUUGUGAAAUUGGAUAUCAUAAGGUAUACUAUGGUUUUAGGAUUUGUCUUGGAAAAGGAAAAUGGUUAUCCAAUUUUGAGAAAUUGUGUUUCAAAAUGUGUCCACCUCUAGAAUCAGAUAGUUUAGAUAUUAAAUGUAGUCACAAUGGUCAGUAUGCUAAUUGUUCAAAUUUAUUGAUACCCGAUACAAUAGCAACACUAUCAUGUAAGUCAACGUAUAAUGCACCAAAUGGACAAGAUGAGACUCCACUUGAAUUGCUUUGUCAGUCAAAUGGCAUGUGGAAUAAACAAUUAUAUAGAUGCAAUCCAAAUUGCGGAAGAGUAUAUAUUAUCAAAAACCAUGUAUUAACCAAAAACGUUGAAAAUGCAACUGUUGGAACAGCACCUUGGAAUGUUGGAAUAUAUCAAUUAAAUAAAAAAAAAUCUAAUCAUGACUUGAUUUGUGGAGGAUCAAUCAUUUCUCCAAAAUUAGUCGUUUCUGCGGCUCAUUGUUUUUGGCAAAAAGGUAUGUUAUCUAGGAAAAUAUCAAUAAACGAUGGUCUAUACAAAAUCGCUGUUGGAAAAUAUGCAAGAAAUUUUACAGUUAUUGACAAUGACUUUACACAAAUGAUUAAUGUAGAAACGGUUCACCUGAAUGAAGGUUAUUAUGGACCACUUGGGUUUCAUGCUGAAGAUAUAGCUAUUAUUGUUUUACAAAACAGAGUUUCUUUUAGUAAUGGUGUAGCACCUGUUUGUAUCGAUUGGAAUGGUAAAUAUAAUGUAGCCAAUGGAGAUCAAGGGAAGAUUGUUGGUUGGGGAGAAACUGAAAAAGGCAUUUUUAGUCCUAUUUUAUUAGAAGCAUAUGUACCAUACAUCAACCAUAGUGCUUGCCAGAAUAUGUAUACAAAUGGAUUUCAACCAUAUGUGACUGUUGAUAAGUUUUGUGCCGGUUCUGCAUUGGUUUCAGGUCAAGUAGUGGGUAGGGGAUAUAUAGUGGCGCCGGCCUAUGCUUUUUACACUCCGAUUCAUAUUAUUUAACCGGAAUAGUGAGUAUCAAGGAUCCAAAUAGAAAUAAUUCAAUCACAGUUCUGACAGAAGUUAAGUACCACAUUCAAUGGAUUCGUAGGCUGUAUAACAAACAUACUUAAGUACAAUAGUAUUAUGCUUAUGUUAUUAAAAUAUAUAUUACAAUUUUAAUUGAAAUCAAUAUUGGUAUUAAUACAUUUUUACUUAUGUGUAA
This is a messenger RNA of Acyrthosiphon pisum (pea aphid), 2770 nucleotides long. RefSeq lists its product as uncharacterized. The record is from RefSeq and is a predicted model, not a curated record. Gene Ontology annotation, molecular function: serine-type endopeptidase activity; protein binding. The transcript is spliced from 15 exons. Bases 382 to 2568 code for a protein of 728 amino acids. Lineage: Eukaryota; Metazoa; Arthropoda; Insecta; Hemiptera; Aphididae. Gene Ontology annotation, biological process: proteolysis.